GACCCCGGGCCGGCCGCUGCGGGGCGGGAAGGGCAGAGUGGGGGUGGAGUGGGAGGAGGGAGCACCCCGGCGGGAGGGGGCUCCCCGCAGCCGGCCUCCGCUGCGCCCCCAAAGGCUUCGGGCCCGCGCGGGAUUGGGGGGCGGCUCCGGGGUCCCCGCGGCGGCCGCGCGACCCCGCCUCCACCCCGGACGGCCGUGGGCCCUCCUCCCGCGGCUCCUUCCAUCCGUCGGUCCGUCUCAGGACCUCCCUUCCGCCCGGGUGUGUGUCCGUAGCCGACUUCCUCCGCCUCCUCCUCCGGGACUCUGGUCGACCCUCGUUUCUGGUCUGGCCGCCCCGGCUCCCCCAAGUCCAGCUUCUCCCCGCCAUCUGGACAGGUCUCUUCCCAAGCUCUUAGGGAUAGCAGAGAAUCUGGGGACCAGUGAGCGCCCCCUGGGCACUGGAAAAGCUUCUGCCACCUGCCCUGCUUCAUCCUGCUGCUGGUCAGGCCCAGCCGCCCCAGCCCCUGGCUGCAUCAAGUAGAGGAGGAGGCGGCGGUGGAGGAGGGUGACACCAUGGGCCCGGGCCGUGCCCUCCAUGCCCGGGGGAUGAAGACACUGCUGCCAUGGACAGCCCAUGCCAGCCGCAGCCCCUGAGCCAGGCUCAGCCUCAAUUGCUGGAUUCUGUGUCUGAGCCCUUAGAGACUGGCCGGGCCAGGAUGGGGGUGGAGAGUUACCUGCCCUGUCCGCUGCUGCCCUCCUACCACCAGCACCCGGGAACAUCCACUGAAGCCUCGGCGGGCAGCGGACCUCCCCGAGUCCCAGGCACCUCUGCUGCUGCCAGCCCCCUGCGGGAAAGCUUCAGCGGGCAGGAUGGAGGUGAGCUGUGGCCUCUGCAAAGUGAGGGUGCUGCCGCUCUGGUCACCAAGGGGUGCCAGCGACUGGCAGCCCAGGGUGCCCGGCCUGAGGCCCCCAAGCGGAAAUGGGCAGAGGACGGUGGGGACACUCCUGCACCCAGCAAGCGGCCUUGGGUCAAACAGGAGAAGCAGGAGACGGAGGGAGAGGGUGGUCUGAGGGUCAGCAGCGGUGGCGGCGGUGAGGCCAACAGUGCCCAGCUGCAGGAGGAGGUGCUGCCCUCGGCGCCCGCACGCCUGGCCCUGGACUACAUAGUGCCCUGCAUGCGGUACUACGGCAUCUGCGUCAAGGACAGCUUCCUGGGGGCUGCCCUGGGCAGCCGUGUGCUGGCCGAGGUGGAGGCCCUGAAGCGCGACGGGCGCCUGCGGGACGGGCAGUUGGUUAGCCAGCGCGCCAUCCCGCCUAGCAGUAUCCGCGGGGACCAGAUCGCCUGGGUGGAGGGCCACGAGCUGGGCUGCCGCAACAUCGGGACCCUCAUGGCUCACGUGGAUGCUGUGAUCCGCCACUGUGCUGGGCAGCUGGGUGCCUACGUCAUCAAUGGGCGCACCAAGGCCAUGGUGGCGUGUUACCCAGGCAAUGGGCUGGGCUACGUGAGGCAUGUCGACAAUCCCCACGGCGACGGGCGCUGCAUCACCUGUAUCUAUUACCUGAAUCAGAACUGGGACGUCAAGGUGCAUGGUGGCCUGCUGCAGAUCUUUCCUGAAGGUCGACCCGUGGUGGCCAACAUCGAGCCCCUCUUUGACCGGCUGCUCAUCUUCUGGUCUGACCGGCGGAACCCCCAUGAGGUGAAACCAGCCUAUGCCACCAGGUAUGCCAUCACUGUCUGGUAUUUUGAUGCCAAGGAACGAGCAGCAGCCAAAGACAAAUACCAGCUAGCGUCAGGACAGAAAGGUGUCCAAGUUCCUGUGUCACAGCCCACUACACCCACUUAGUGGCCAGCCCUCGAGCGGCAUGGACAGACAGCUUGCUUUGACUUGAAGGGAGAGCUCUGAGCUCUCUGCUGCCCACUAGCCUCGGUGCCUGCUCUUCCGCCACUGCUGCUGUUUCCAACUCUACCACGUUCCGCCUGGUGUGGAGAGCUCGACCCUCACCGAGGACCAAGGAGGAGAGAACUCUGCUGCCCUGCCUUGGACUGGGGUGUUGGGACUGGGGCAGUGGUCACCAUCACUGGAGCUGGGGGUCUGUGUCCUGCCUUGUUGGGCCGUGCCCCUGCCAGGUGUGGAGUGCUGAAAGAGGGCAUCACCACCUCACCAGGAUGCAGGAUUUGGGGUUGGGGCGAGUCAUGGCCUCUUACUGGCAAAGGUUUGUGGGGGUGGAUGUAUGGGAGAGCAUCCCCAAGCCCCCACUCCUCUAGCCUGGAAUGUGAAAUGACUCACCAAACCCCCUCAGCCAUGGCACCUUUUGGACUGGGCUGCCAUUGUCUGGGCAGGAUAAAAGGUGCUGGAAAGAGCAUGGGUGUGAAGUCCUGUCAGCCACAAAAAGAAAUAAAGUUUACCUUAGAGCUGUA
Messenger RNA from Erinaceus europaeus (western European hedgehog), 2398 nucleotides. It is a transcript of the gene EGLN2, whose product is annotated as egl-9 family hypoxia inducible factor 2. The coding region runs from base 603 to 1823 and encodes 406 amino acids. Gene Ontology annotation, molecular function: L-ascorbic acid binding; peptidyl-proline 4-dioxygenase activity; ferrous iron binding. Lineage: Eukaryota; Metazoa; Chordata; Mammalia; Eulipotyphla; Erinaceidae. Gene Ontology annotation, biological process: cellular response to hypoxia; peptidyl-proline hydroxylation to 4-hydroxy-L-proline. The transcript has 6 exons. The record is from RefSeq and is a predicted model, not a curated record. Gene Ontology annotation, cellular component: cytoplasm; nucleus.